AUGGUGGAAAGUAAUCUAGUUUUCUUCUUCCAGGAGGGCCUCUUCUAUCAGGUCCGUGUGAUUGAAUUGCGACACAAUCGACACCCACACCAUGUCCUUUACAAGGAUCAACUAGGCUCUCUUCUGGCUGUUCCUGAAAUCCCGGAUAUUGGUCACUUCCCCCUGCCCCGUAGGGGCAUGGUCAUGGUUAGCGCAGAACCUACCACUGGCUGUAGCGUCGAGUAUCCCUCAAUCGGUGUCUGCUGGUCGUUCUGCAUAUCACACCUUACCUGGUUGGCUCCUAACACUGGCGGUGCAUGCCUCCAGCACAAUUCCACAGUCGGAAUCCAUGCUGGCAACGUCCUGCAGUAUGCCCGCGUACUUGAAUCUACCCUUUCCUGUGACCUACUAACUCACACCAUUGGCGGCCUUGGAGUCAAUUCAGAUUCUGUGCUUCUACGGCUGGAUUCAUCACACAAAGUGGUGGUUACUUUCAUUCGACAACCUGAGUUUCUAGAAUUGGGUCGUCAAGUGGUCAUUUCAGUCAACAAUGUAGCCAGAGCCGUAGGCACGGUAACUGCUUUCGAGCACCUCACCACUGCUUUCUCCAACCCUCCGUUAGCAGUCCCCGACUCCAUUUUUUCUAUCACCUCUGCCACAGCUGCAUCUUCAUCGCCAUGGCACACCGUUUUAAAUUCCCCGUCUGACUCUUCCUUUGAAUCCCUUCUCAGUCAAGUCGGCAUCGACCCCCAGGGCUCUCAUACCAACUUUGUCAGUGAGGCUCCAAUUCCUCCAGAGCUUGAAGCCUCGGAGAACCUCUCUAGCAUCAUUCAGCACAAUAGGCGACGCCAACGCAACGCCAAACGCAGACGGAAGGCAGCAGCACGUCUUGCACUGAUGGCGGCACCUAUAUCGGAAGUGGCUUCAUCUACAAGCACUUGGAAUAGCAACUCUAACGGAUCUAUGCCUCUCAUGAUGGGGUGUGGCGAAAGGGAAAUGAAAUGUGAAGACGUCAAUGUGGAAAAUUCCCAAUCACUGAUGCAUUCCGCCACCAUCACCAAUGCUCCUACGUAUAGCUUAACUUCUCAGCGCCGCCGAAAGCGAAAACGCAGACACAAACGCUAG
Messenger RNA from Hydatigera taeniaeformis, 1104 nucleotides. NCBI's taxonomy places the organism in Eukaryota, Metazoa, Platyhelminthes, Cestoda, Cyclophyllidea, Taeniidae. The record is from the annotation of a GenBank genome assembly.